AUGGCUAGAAAUUUUGAUGAUAUGUUUAAUGAGGCUUUGUAUGGCAAAAGAAGACGGCAAGAUAACACACUCAUAGAUAAUUGGUUCGAUGAGUGUUUACUCGAAGAUUCAGAAGAAGAAGAUAUCGAUAGAAGUUCUAUCCCAAUUACUCGUAGAUGGAUCAACAGAGAUCGAGAAGCAGGACAUCAUCGCCUUUUCCAAGAAUACUUUGUAGAUGAAUCGGUGUAUAAUGCUGACAUUUUCCGACGGAGAUUUCGAAUGAGAAGACAUGUGUUCCUUCGGAUAGUAGAUGCUCUCUCAAAUGUCUAUCCGUAUUUCCAACAGAGGGUUGAUGCAACUGGAAGAAGAGGCUUGUCGCCACUCCAGAAAUGUAUCGCUGCGAUACGGAUGUUAGCAUAUGGCAUAUCAGCUGAUGCUGUUGAUGAUUAUGUGCGCAUAGGCGAGAGCACUACAAUUGAAUGCUUGGAAAAAUUUGUUGAAGGUGUCAUUUCGGUGUUCGAGGAUGAAUACUUGCGAAAACCCAAUCCAAAUGACGUACAACGCCUGCUACAAAUGGCGGAGGGUCGUGGCUUCCCUAGCAUGUCGGGUAGCAUUGACUGCAUGCAUUGGCAAUGGAAAAAUUGUCCGAAGGCGUGGAAAGGUAUGUACAUGAGUGGUUAUCGUGGGGUUACAACCAUAGUACUUGAGGUUGUAGCAUCUUCAGACCUUUGGAUAUGGCAUGUGUUCUUUGGAGUUUGA
Messenger RNA from Arachis stenosperma, 738 nucleotides. RefSeq lists its product as uncharacterized. The coding region runs from base 1 to 738 and encodes 245 amino acids. NCBI's taxonomy places the organism in Eukaryota, Viridiplantae, Streptophyta, Magnoliopsida, Fabales, Fabaceae. The record is from RefSeq and is a predicted model, not a curated record. The transcript has a single exon.